Ceratotherium simum simum (southern white rhinoceros) is the source of this 1636-nucleotide messenger RNA. It is a transcript of the gene KRABD2, whose product is annotated as KRAB domain containing 2. The record is from RefSeq and is a predicted model, not a curated record. Lineage: Eukaryota; Metazoa; Chordata; Mammalia; Perissodactyla; Rhinocerotidae. Gene Ontology annotation, biological process: DNA integration. Gene Ontology annotation, molecular function: nucleic acid binding.
GGCAUUUAUGCUGGCACGCCUUCGUUCCUGGUACUCGCCACCGUCUCUUCCCCAGUCCUGCUGCAGCUGCUCCUUAGCCCAGGCCCCAAGACAGAAUGGUCCCUGUGGCAGCAGCUGGUGUUGUUUCAUGAGGCAGCAACAUUUGAGGACAUGACCAAAGAUUGGAAGUGUUUGGAAGCCUCUUGGAAGGCCUGCUGCAGGCACGCAAUGCUGGACAGUUACGAGAACACGGUCCCUCGGGGGUCCUUCUUGCAGUUCUCUAUGUUGCCACAGAGAGCUGGAAAUGAUGCCCCUGGUGUUUCAAAUACAAAUGAAAUGGAAAUGGAGAGAAGUAACAUGAGAGAAAAGUUUCUUAUAAGCGUGACAAAGUUAGUGGAAAGCAAAAGUUACAACAGCAAGGUAUUUUCCAAAGAAAAGUACUUUCAAACAAUAAAAGAAGUCAAAGAAGCUAAGGAGAAGGGGAAGAAGUCGUCACGUGAUUAUCGCCGUGCGGCUAAAUAUGACGUGAUCUCUGUUCAAGGCACAGAGAAACUGAUAGAGGCUUCUCACGGAGAACGAGAUCGAAUACGGUAUUAUGUACAUAAGGAAGAGUUGUUUGAUAUUCUUCAUGAUACACAUCUCAAUAUUGGACAUGGUGGGCGGACACGCAUGCUCAAGGAGCUGCAAGGAAAAUAUGGGAAUGUCACCAAAGAAGUCAUUGUCUUAUAUCUGACUCUGUGUAAACAGUGUCACCAGAAGAACCCAGUACCCAAGAGAGGCCUUGCACCCAAGCCCGUGCCUUUCAGGGACAUUGACUCCAGAUGCCAAGUUGAAAUACUUGACAUGCAGUCAAAUGCUGAUGGUGAGUUCAAGUUUAUUUUAUAUUACCAGGACCACUUGACCAAGUUUAUUAUUUUACGACCAUUAAAAGCCAAACAGGCCCAUGAGGUGGUCAGUGUCCUAUUGGAUAUUUUCACAAUUCUUGGUACACCCAGCAUGUUAGAAUCUGACAGUGGCAUAGAGUUCACAAACCAGGUUGUUAAUGAGCUCAAUGAGAUAUGGCCAGACCUAAAGAUUGUCUCUGGUAAGUACCACCCUGGCCAAGGCCAGGGCUCCCUGGAGCGAGCAAGCUAUGAUGUCAAGAACAUGCUAAGUGCCUGGUUGCAGAGUAACCACUCACGUCACUGGGCCGAAGGCCUGCGAUUCAUACAGAUGGUGAGAAAUCAGGCGUUCGACGUUUCUUUACAGCAAAGUCCGUAUGAGGCAAUGUUUGGUUGUAAAGCCAAACUUGGACUAUAUUCCUCACACUUACCCCGGGAAACUGUGGCUGUUUUACAAACAGAGGAAGAACUGGAACUUGCUGAAGAGCAGCUAGAAAACAGCCUUUGGAUCAGGCAGGAAGAAAGGGCUGAGAAUGGAGGAGACAGAUCUGAUGUGGAUGAGGACAUCGAUCCCACUCCUCCUGAAGCUACAGAGCCCAGCACCUCACAAGGGGCUCCCGGUCUCUUCUGCUGGUGAACAGACACCUGCUGGGUGGACGCUCUUGGUGUCUCUGGGCAAUGGACAGCCAUCUGAGAACUGUUGUCAAAGGCCCCCGGGAAAGGAACAUGAAGGCUGCACCCUCAAGUCAAGUUGUCCAUGAUAGUCCUUGCUCAAA